Asparagus officinalis (garden asparagus) is the source of this 1276-nucleotide messenger RNA. Its product is annotated as probable beta-1,4-xylosyltransferase IRX9. Gene Ontology annotation, biological process: glucuronoxylan biosynthetic process; plant-type secondary cell wall biogenesis. Lineage: Eukaryota; Viridiplantae; Streptophyta; Magnoliopsida; Asparagales; Asparagaceae. The record is from RefSeq and is a predicted model, not a curated record. The transcript is spliced from 3 exons. Gene Ontology annotation, cellular component: Golgi membrane. The coding region runs from base 19 to 1104 and encodes 361 amino acids. Gene Ontology annotation, molecular function: xylosyltransferase activity; galactosylgalactosylxylosylprotein 3-beta-glucuronosyltransferase activity.
CCAGAGCAUGCGGCCUCCAUGAGCAGAUCAAGGAAGAGGAUUCAGCUAUGGAAGAAAGCAGCCAUCCACUUCUCCCUCUGCUUCGUCAUGGGCUUUUUCUCGGGCUUCGCUCCAACGAGCACAGCCUCAAUCUUCUCAGGCCAAGCCAACCCGUAUCGGUCCACCAAAAACCUCGGCAUCUCAGCCCAGCUCGCUCCUCAGCCCCUCCAAAAUCCCAGCGAAAAUAACCGUAGCUUAAUGUCGUCUGAAGUCGCAGAGAACCCAGCAAAUUCAAGCGCUACUCACCGCAGUACUGCUGAUGAAUUGAGCCCCCGAAAUCUUCUGAUUGUCAUAACGACGUCUAAGCCCAAUGAUCGAUUUAGCGGGCCGUUCCUGAGGAGACUGGGCAACACUUUGAAAUUGGUUUCUUCGCCUUUACUUUGGAUAAUCGUCGAAGCUAGCAACGAAGCGUCGAAUAAUGCUGAGUUGCUGAGGACGACGGGGAUCAUGUAUCGGCAUCUCACUUAUAAGGAAAAUUUCACCGACGCGAAGGCUGAGGCUGAUCAUCAGAGGAACGUUGCGCUCAACCAUAUUGAGUAUCAUCGGCUUAACGGGAUCGUGCAUUUUGCUGAGGUUUCGAAUACUUAUAAUCUUGAGUUCUUCGAUGAAAUUCGAGAAAUUGACACGUUCGGGACAUGGCCGAUGGCGAUGAUGUCAGCGAACAGGAGGCGAGUCGUGGUCGAAGGGCCGAUGUGUAGGUCAUCAAAGGUGGUAGGCUGGCAGUUGAAGGAUUUGAGCAACCACACAAGCGAUACAAGUAAUCCAAUUCCUAGUCCGGACGCUAAUAAUGGCGGCAUCGCAGAGAGAAAGCACGCUAGGAUUAAUAUCUCAGGAUUUGCCUUUAAUAGCUCCAUACUGUGGGAUCCUGAAAGAUGGGGGCGCCCCUCAUCGGUUCUUGAUACUUCACAGGACUCAAUCAAGUUUGUCCAAGAGGUGGUCCUAGAGGAUGAGAGCAAGUUGAAGGCUAUACCCUCUGACUGUUCUAAGAUCAUGCUGUGGCAUCUUCAUAUACCAAGGACCCUGACUACUUCACCAAGUAGCUCUCAAUCCAAAAACAGAAGGUAGAGAGAGAGAGGAAGAGAAAAGAGAAAUAGUACAAACCAAUGAAAGGUUGUAUAGAGAGAGAGAGAAAGAGAUUGCUUUUGGUGUUAUUAUCAUCCAUAUUUUUUUGUUCUUUUUUUUUUUGGAACAUUAGUCAUCACCCCAAUACUAUUCAUGUGUUCGUGGCAUUUUACUA